Messenger RNA from Gilbertella persicaria, 419 nucleotides. RefSeq names its product 30S ribosomal protein S6. NCBI's taxonomy places the organism in Eukaryota, Fungi, Mucoromycota, Mucoromycetes, Mucorales, Choanephoraceae. Gene Ontology annotation, cellular component: mitochondrial small ribosomal subunit; ribosome. Gene Ontology annotation, biological process: translation. The annotation marks the transcript as partial. The record is from RefSeq and is a predicted model, not a curated record. The transcript has 3 exons. Gene Ontology annotation, molecular function: structural constituent of ribosome; small ribosomal subunit rRNA binding.
AAUGCCUUUCUACGAACUUGUUUGCAUAGCUCGUCACAACAUUGUCGAGAGUAAUUUGAAAGAUCUUUUAAAGUCUUCAGCAAAGCAAGUCAUUAACCGUGGUGGUGUUGUUCGUGGUUUUGACAACUGGGGUGACAUGAAGAUUCCCCAUAGAAUCAAGCGACACCAAGAAUAUUUCACUGAUGGAAGAUAUUGGGCCAUGCAUUUUGAUGCCAAUCCUCUUAUUGUUCAAGAAUUGAGCAAGAAGCUUUCUGUGGAUACUCGUGUGCUGCGUCAUACAUUUGUGAAGCUUGGUGAUAAGCUUGAAACUGUUGUUGCUAGACCUGACAAGACAUAAAUAGUAUCAUCUGUAGAAAGCGGAUCAUUUUUCUUUUUGUAAAUACUCAUUAAACAAAUGUUUUUUUUUUAUGGAUACAUAA